AUGGAGAAGCUCAUCUCAAGCAGAAGUGAUUUGCAAGAUGUACCUGAAUCUUUCAUCUUACCCCCGGAAACUAGACCCGGAAAUGCACAAGUUUCUGUAAUGGAGGACAUUCCUGUUAUUGAUUUUCAGCAACUUGGUACAGACAGACCACAGCUGAUUAAGCAAAUCAUAGAUGCUGCCCAAGAAUUUGGAUUCUUCCAGUUGAUCAAUCACGGAGUUCCAGAAAAUUUGUUGCAUGACAUAUUGGAUGUGGCCAAUGAGUUCUUUGAGCUGCCUUCUAUAGAUAAAGCAAGCUUCUGUCCUGGAGAGAAAGGGAAGGUACAUAACUGGAGAGAAAAAUUGAGACACCCUUGUCAUCCAUUAGAGGAACAUCUGCAAGCCUGGCCUCAGAAACCAAUUAAAUACCGAGAGGUGGUUGGAAAUUAUUCGGUGGAGGUGAGGAAGCUGAGUUUGUGUCUUCUGGAUCUGAUCUGUGAAGGAUUGGAACUUGAAUCUGAGUUUUUCAAGAGUGAACUUAGCCAAGUGCAAAUAAUGGGUAUAAGCUAUUACCCACCAUGCCCGGACCCAACAUUAACCUUGGGAUUACUUAAACAUUGUGAUGGAAAUCUCAUAACUGUUCUUCUGCAAGAACAAGUUCAUGGCCUUCAAGUCUUCAAAGAUGAGCAAUGGUUGGCUGUUGAGCCUGUCCCUAAUGCCUUGGUAGUUAACAUAGGCCACACUUUGCAGAUUAUCAGUAAUGGGAAGCUAAGCAGUGCAGAGCACAGAGUUGUGACAAACAGAAAGGUUUCGAGGAUGUCAGUUGCGAGCUUCAUCCAUCCUUCUGGAAACUGCCACAUUGAACCUGCAAAAGCACUUCUUGUUAAGAACUGCAGUACUCCACUCUACAGAGAUUUUAUAUACAAAGACUUUCUUAGCACCUAUAUAACAGAUACCCUAGAGGGAUUACCACCACUUGAGCGGUAUAAGCUCCAGCCUUGA
Messenger RNA from Fragaria vesca subsp. vesca, 978 nucleotides. Its product is annotated as hyoscyamine 6-dioxygenase-like. NCBI's taxonomy places the organism in Eukaryota, Viridiplantae, Streptophyta, Magnoliopsida, Rosales, Rosaceae. The coding region runs from base 1 to 978 and encodes 325 amino acids. The record is from RefSeq and is a predicted model, not a curated record. The transcript has 4 exons.